Molecule: messenger RNA, 1791 nt
Organism: Python bivittatus (Burmese python)
Lineage: Eukaryota; Metazoa; Chordata; Lepidosauria; Squamata; Pythonidae
Gene: KLHL34
Product: kelch like family member 34
Molecular function (GO): protein binding
Source: RefSeq, a predicted model, not a curated record
AUGACUUAUUUCUUGUCUUAUUGCAAAGGACACAGCAGCACUGUACUGUCUCAGUACCAAACUCUCCGAAAGGAAGGCUUGCUCUGUGACAUUCUGCUAAAAGUAAAAGAAAAUGAGUUUCCUGCUCACAAGUCUUUGUUAGCCUGUUCCAGCGAUUACUUCAAGGCCAUGUUCAAGAGUUAUACCAAAGAAUCCAAGGCUGCUGUCAUUCACCUCCAAGUUAUCUCAGCCACUGGGUUGCAACAUGUUCUGGAUUUCAUUUAUACAUCCUGGUUGCCUUUGUCUUUUACCACUUUGGAAGAUACCUUAGAAGCUGCCACAUACUUACAAGUACCUGGGGCAAUCUGCUUAUGCAGCCAAUACUUGGUGAAUAAUCUGAGUCUGGAGAACUGCUGUUUUUCAGCCAAUGUUGCCACAAAAUUUUAUCUUCCAGAUGCUUUAUCUGCAGCAGAAAAAUAUCUUAUUAUUAAUCUCUGGAAACUACUGGACCUGGAUUUUGCAGGUCUGCUGGAACUGAAUUUCCAAUCUUUGAAGGCAGUAGUAAAAUCUCCUGAUAUACUUAUGGUGAAAGAAUCUAAUUUGUUAGAUCUAUUAUUAAAGUGGUUGGCAUAUGAUAAAUUGAGGCUCACACACACUACUAAUAUUUUGGAACAUGUAAGAUACAGUCUCAUUCCUGUGGAAGAUCUGAGAAAUAUCUACACUCAAUCAGAAGUGCCUCUAACAACCUCUAUAAAAUGCUUAAUUAUAAAAGCAAUAAACUAUCAUUCACUUAUUUAUAGACAGCCUAUCUUGCAGGAUAAAUACAGCACCUUGAGAAACCAGAAGACAUGGAUUAUCCUGCUUGGAGGUAUGAUUGCACAUGAAGGGCUUGUCACUGAGGUGGUGGCUUUUGAUGUUUACAAUCACAAAUGGCAAAUUUUAACACAAUUACCAGACAGGAUACAAAACCAUUGUGUAUGUACUAUUGGAAACUUUCUAUAUGUGCUUGGUGGAGAAAUUGAAGAUUUGCAAAGUGAUCCUAAAAGUCCCAUCUUGACAGUUACAAAUAAAGUCCAUCGCUAUGACCCAAGAUUUAAUAAGUGGAUACAAAUUACUGGGAUGCUGGAAAAAAGGUGUCAGUUUUCUUGCUGCAUCUUAGAAAAUGCGAUCAUUGCAAUUGGUGGACAAGGUGAAGAUAAAACAUUGCAUUCAUCUGUUGAAGUCUAUGACAUUAGUAAAGACAGGUGGACAAAGCUUCAUGAUUUGCCCUGCAAAGUACAUGGUCAUGCUGGUACUGUUUGUAAGAACACUAUUUAUAUAUCAGGUGGCAAAUACAUGGGUCAAAGUAACACAAGUAAGGAUUUGUAUGCUUUGAGUAAACUUGAAGGGGAAUGGGGAAAACAAGCCCCAAUGAGCAUUGCUCGUUUUGGGCAUCAGAUGGCCACAAUCAGGGAUUCCGUUUUUACAUUUUUAGGUUUUUAUGAACCAUUCUCUGAGAUUGAAAAAUAUGACCCUGACCAGAAUCAGUGGACUCGUUUAAAGCCACUGGUAUAUGAUCGAUAUAGUUAUGGCUUAGCAGUGGUGGAAGAAACUGCCAUUCUUAUUGGAGGGAAGAAAUGGCAAGACACCCAGGAGAUUCCAACUCAGGAUGUUGUAGGUUAUGAUAUAGAUAAUGACUGUUGGGAAGAAAUCUGCAAAGCUUCAUUGCCUUGGUAUGGAUUGCAAUGUGCAGUGCUAGGACUUUCUGAAUUAGUAGAAGCUAAAGACCUUCAGCAACAAAAGAGACCAACUGUUGAGGUUACGCCUCACUGA